AUGCAGUUCCCUACCUUCAAGCUCGUUGUUCUCACAGUUCUGGGCUCCGCUAGCAGCGUGAGUGCCAUCUGCCCCGGCUUCAACGCUGGUAUUGGCCACCAACAGAACCUAGGCGGCGGUGUCUCUCGAUAUUCCAGAGCUGGAGCCUGCGGUGGAGACUCCAUCAGCGUCUGCUGCCGCAACGACGGCGGCAGGUUGGCAUCGUUUGAACCGGAGGAGGUUGGGCUAGACCUCACCGAGAAGGAGUUCACUGAGGAAGAAUUAUCCGAGGAAGCAACCCCAGAGGUAGCCUAA
Messenger RNA from Diaporthe citri, 294 nucleotides. RefSeq lists its product as uncharacterized. The record is from RefSeq and is a predicted model, not a curated record. NCBI's taxonomy places the organism in Eukaryota, Fungi, Ascomycota, Sordariomycetes, Diaporthales, Diaporthaceae. The transcript has 3 exons. Bases 1 to 294 code for a protein of 97 amino acids.